UUCAAUUGCUAUUUAUUUGCAAAUGACUUAUUUUUCUGUCCAAAUUGACUUCAUGUAUUGUGGAGUAUACUUUUUGUUUGGCAUGGAGUAUUUAAAAUCUAGAAUCGAUUCCUCAUUGCUGCUUAAUUUUCAAAUAAUUCUGCUUUUUCUUUCUAUCUCUAUCUAUAUAAAUCUGCCUCUUCUCAAGCUUUUAUCUACACAUAGUAAUCAAAAAGAAAUAAAAGAAAAGAAAAUGGGAGUGGACAUACAGGGCAAGCUCCGUCUAGCUCUUGGCUCAGUUAAGGAUCAUGCAUCCAUUGGUAAGGCCAUGAUAUACAACCACGAUGGAAAAGGGUUUUCUGAUAUAGAGAUUGCAGUGCUGCGUGCAACAGGCCAUGAUAACGGUCCCAUAGAGGACAAAUACAUGCAUGAGAUCCUCUUCCUUGUAUCAAAUUCCCCAGGGUCCAUCCCUUUUCUUGCUGAAAGGAUUUCACGCCGUCUCUGCAAGACCCGAGACCGCUUGGUGGCUCUCAAAACUCUUUCUCUCAUUCAUCGUCUCUUACGUGGAGGCAACCGUUUCUUCGAGCAAGAGCUACGUAGCACUCAUGUUUCCGGCCAUCUCCAAAUGAGCACCCACGGUUUUCUCAAGAAUUCAGAUUCUUCAUUUUCAUUCCUACAUAGCUAUGCAGCUUAUCUUGAAGAACGAGUGGGAUGGGCCAUUAAUCAAGCUGGAAAACUAGAACCCGUUAUGUUCAAUGGCCUGGAGUUUGCUUGUUACGAGGAGAAGUCGGUUGAUAUGGUAUUUCGUAAGUUGCCAAAAUGUCAAGUGUUUAUAGACAGAGUAUUGGAUUUUUCACUGCAUGAUAUUGUGCCCGCAGACAACUUGGCUCAAGCAGCCAUGGGCAACACCUUAAAAGAGAGCUUCCAAGUUUACUUUAUGUUUUGUGAAGGCAUUGAAAUUCUUGUCAACAUGUUUUUUGAUUUGACAAGGCCAGCAAGAACUUUGGCCUGCGACAUACUCAAGAGGGCUUCUCGCCAGAGCAAAGAGCUUCGUGAUUUGUAUGAAACUUGCAAACGAAUUAUUGAAAACAAGAAUCUGCGGUAUCCUAGUGUGCAGAUCAUCACCAUGGAUCAUGUUUUGGCAUUGGAACGAUGCUCCAGUUUCAUGUCAACAACUUCAUCAUCAUCAUCUAUAAUGUGUAGCCGUAAGACUAGCACUCCAACACCGAUGGGUGAAGAAGGCAGAAAGGGAGGAAAUAGAGAUAUUAGUAAUUCGCCUGCAACUCCUUUUUCUUGCAAUCUGGAAACCAAAAUAAGCAAGGUUUGGGUGGUUUUUGAAGAAGACGAUGAUAAAUUGCAGGUGCCCAUGGAUAUUGUAUAGUUUAGUAUGAUGGCGAUCCCUAUCCUUGUCCUUCUGUGCCACCAGGGUUAACGAAGCUUGCCGAUAGUAGAAAGAUACAGGUCAAGGCCAUUACAACUUACUUGACAGACAAGUUCAAUUUUGCAGGUAUGGAUAUGAACCAACAAACAGUGUCUAGUUCGUAAAAUUCACCUAUAUUUAUGCUGUUGUAAACUCGAUCGAGUUCUUCAUUUUUGGAGCAACUCAUUUUGAACCUAGCAUUCCCUUUAAUUGGAAAGAAGAAAUUCUG
This is a messenger RNA of Durio zibethinus, 1628 nucleotides long. Its product is annotated as ENTH/ANTH/VHS superfamily protein. The record is from RefSeq and is a predicted model, not a curated record. Gene Ontology annotation, biological process: clathrin coat assembly; clathrin-dependent endocytosis; vesicle budding from membrane. Gene Ontology annotation, cellular component: clathrin-coated pit; clathrin-coated vesicle. Gene Ontology annotation, molecular function: phosphatidylinositol-4,5-bisphosphate binding; clathrin heavy chain binding; 1-phosphatidylinositol binding. NCBI's taxonomy places the organism in Eukaryota, Viridiplantae, Streptophyta, Magnoliopsida, Malvales, Malvaceae.